GGCCUCUCUAAUUUGACACUCAGUUGCACCAAACAAACCAUGCAACAACCACACAACUGGCCGACACGUGUCUUCACGACGUGUAUACUUUAUCCAAUGGAUGCUCGUUUUCGGUUCGACCCGUUGUUUUCGCACACGUGUCGCCUUCCCGCCCCCUGAAAGGAUAGAAAUCUCAUGCACCCUAUUGUGAUGAUGCUUACUGAUAAAGCAGCUCAUUGUUCACCAAACAACUUGCCUCGUCCACUCAUUUUUUUUUUUAACUUUUAUUUUAUUUCAAUUAUUAAUUUUUCAUUUCAUUUUCUGCAUGCUUCCAUUAUAUAAAUGUAUCUUUAGCUUGAACCCAAAAAAAUUAUGUAUGUCUAUGUGCAUUUUAUUUUUGAGAUAUAUAUAGGAUAAUUUCUUGAUUUCAUUUUUGUUAUUACAUGAUAAUCAAUAAUAUGGGAGAAUUGAAGCUUCAUGGUUUCACCAUGAACGUUAUUGAUUAUGAUGAAAAUUGUUCACCAUCAUCAUCCAUUUCAUCUAUUGGGCAAGAAUCGACGGUCUCAAAUGGAUCAUCGAUAUCCUCGUCAGAUGUGGCGGAUGAUGCAUCAUCGUCAUCAUCGUCUUUCUGUGCGAAUUCGAGCCGAGCUUUGUAUGACCUGUCAGAAAUAAUGGAAGAAUUGCCUAUCAAAAGAGGGCUAUCAAAAUUUUACAAGGGGAAAUCAGAGUCUUUCACAUCACUUUCAAGGGUGACAAGCAUUGAGGAUUUGGCUAAGAAAGCAACUCCAUAUAGAAGGAAUUUGAAGGCUUCUAAGAGCAUUGGGACUGGUUUGCAUAGCUGCAAGUCUUUUACUCUACCUAAGCCCAUAAUCACAAAAAAGGCCACAAGGGGUUCAUCAUUCUCUAGUAAAAGAGAAAGUUUUAUGCAAAGCAAGCCCAAUUGAGAGAGAGAGAGAGAGAGAGAUGUAUAUAGCAAAUUUGUGGGUA
Molecule: messenger RNA, 966 nt
Organism: Striga asiatica
Lineage: Eukaryota; Viridiplantae; Streptophyta; Magnoliopsida; Lamiales; Orobanchaceae
Source: the annotation of a GenBank genome assembly